AUGCUGAGGAGAAUAAAGAAGUUCAAACGCCGCGAGUGUGGAAGGAAGGCCUUGUGGAGCGCCACCGGAGGUUUUGGUGGAGGUGGCGGCGCGAAAGCUGUAAAUUUUGUGCUUGUUGAGAGUUCGUUUUCUCCUGCAAACACUCAACGCAAAGAACAAAAAGCCCUAAUUCAAUUCACAGCGACGAAAAAGUUUUUCUUUUAUCGGAUUCUAUCGAUUUCACAGCGAUGGAACCUUCGAUCGGUAGGAUCCACGGAGUCGUGCGCUUAUUCUGAUCCUUCCAUACUGAGCGGAGGCUGA
Striga asiatica is the source of this 300-nucleotide messenger RNA. Lineage: Eukaryota; Viridiplantae; Streptophyta; Magnoliopsida; Lamiales; Orobanchaceae. The record is from the annotation of a GenBank genome assembly.